Serendipita indica DSM 11827 is the source of this 1152-nucleotide messenger RNA. NCBI's taxonomy places the organism in Eukaryota, Fungi, Basidiomycota, Agaricomycetes, Sebacinales, Serendipitaceae. The record is from the annotation of a GenBank genome assembly.
AUGGCUUCAACGCCGCUCAACGACUCGCUCACAGCGUCGUCCGACUCGUUCAACCCGCUCCCAUCCGCCAACACGGCCAACGGGGCCUUUGACGAGGAAUUUGAAUUCGUUGGCUCAGUCCUCUCCGACUCUGAGCUCCGUACGCGCGCUGGAGCACUCAAUACCGGUCCUCUGGGUCUCACUGCAUAUCACACGAGCGAACUCCAGCUCCCAGGCCUUGCUCCAGAGCCCGUCGCCGCACCAGGCGUGUUAGAACGAUUCGAGACGGCGAGCUUGGCUCCGCAAGAUAUCCAGAGCUAUGUCCAGCGGCUCGUAGACGGCACCGCGCUCGACGAAUACGCCGGCCCGUCCGUCAUGGACGACAGUAUUCUCGCCCCAGGAGCGACGGGGCUCCAGCGUGGAGGGUAUAAACUUAACAAGCCACCACAGAUGCGCCCGGUGCGCGUCUAUAUUGCUGCAUUAUACGACGUCUUGCAUCCCGGACAUGUUCUGACGCUUCGACAAGCAAAGUAUGCUUUCCCAAGCGUGCACCUCCUCGUCGGCGUCUACGCACACGCCCCGCCACACACUCCGUCCAUCUUCUCACACCUUGAGCGUUUGGAGACUGUUCGCCAUAUCCGUUACGUCGACGAGCUGGUUCCAGACGCUCCACUUACGAUCACCGAGUCCUUUCUGCGUGAAUGGAAUAUUGAUUAUGUUGCGAGCGACGUCGACUAUAUCGCGGCCACGCUCGACCAUACAACCGCCAAUGUUCACGACCUCAUCUCCCUGAGCAACGGUACCGCAGGUAAUAUCAAUCCAGGCAUUGCACUCGCUAUCCGACUCGGAAAGUACUUGCCACUUCGACCGACGGACGCCAUCUCUACGGGUGAAGUUCUUCAGCGAUUGAAGAGCGAGAUUCAGAAUGAAGAUGUUCGUGAUCCAUACGAUCAUCCCUUUGGUGGGCUAGCUACUCGCGGCAGGGAGGCAACAAUUACAGAAUCAACAUAUCCUCCCCUCAGUCCAAAGCGCAAGCCAGCACCCGUUGUGCCUCAGCUCAAUACCAAUUUUGCACCGCUCACGCCUGCAUCGAACAACGGUGCCGAUAAUGAUGGAGAAGAGUCUCCUGCAGCACCCGAACCACAUGAGCUCCUCGAUCCCUUUGCCAAUUAG